GUGGUGAUUGGAGCGACCCCAUCUCCUUGGAAUAUUUAUAAGAAGCUUGGCAUCGCUUUCUUUCGGUCAUGAAAUGCGGAAAAUGAUCACAUCCCUCUCAAAUCUAAACGCCAUUCAUCUUCUGCUUACAUAACUAUUGAAAAUCAUGAUUGAUUUUAACAGUCGUCUUCUUCUUCAGCUUUCUUUUUAACCGAUAACAGUACAAGCAUCUAGCAUAUCCAGCUUUCUUUUCAGAUUGAUUGAUUCCACUUUUUAAUUAAAAAGUAUGGGAAGAACUCCAUGCUGCAAAGAAGCUGGUUUAAAGAAAGGUGCAUGGACAGCUGAUGAGGAUCAGAAGCUCAUCGCUUAUAUUCAAGAACACGGCGAAGGAGGGUGGCGGACCUUGCCUCAGAAAGCUGGUCUCCAAAGAUGUGGAAAGAGUUGCAGAUUGAGAUGGGCUAAUUAUCUUAGGCCUGACAUCAAGAGAGGAGAGUUUAGUACAGAGGAAGAGCAGAAGAUCAUCCAACUUCAUGCUUCUCUAGGCAACAAGUGGUCUGCAAUUGCGAGGCACUUGCCGAAAAGAACAGACAAUGAGAUCAAGAAUUAUUGGAACACACAUCUCAAGAAACGAUUGAUUGAUAAGGGCAUUGAUCCAGUGACUCACAGGCAAAUUGCCCCUUCUCCUACUUCAUCACCCAAUCAUAAUUCCUGCAAUGUGGGUGAGGAUAGAACCGACUCUCACUUCAAGCCAAUCCAAAGAUCUACCUCAUCAACUUCAGCCAAGUUGCUCAACAGAGUAUCUGCUGAGUUUGCACAAAUGCAGCGUAAAGAAUUGGCUACCUCACACCAAACCCCUUCACCUUGUCUUGGGGCAAUUAAGGCACUUUUGCUCAACUCAGCUAAAGAUGCCAUUACUUGCAGCGCCAGCAGUGGCGGAGGCGGCAGCGGCAGUGGUGAUGAUAGUGAUGUUGAAAUUUUACCAUCUAGGCCUAUUUCUCGUUCAAGUUCAAGUCGGAUAUUAAAUAAGAUGGCUACCAAACUAGUACCUUCAAGGAGUUUUGAUUUGCUCAAGAAUAACCUAAGUGUUCCAUCAAUGGCAACUACAAGUGUUUCGGAUGCUAGCCCUACUGUUUGUAGCUACAAUAACGUUGAUUCUCCCAUUUCUAUAUCAGACUUUCUGGAGAGCAUUCCAACUUCAUCUUCAGCAUGCGAUUCAUAUGAAUUGACAGAAAAUUUAGGCAUGGGUGAAGACCAAGUUAACGAAGCACUUACAGCUCUCCAUCAAGCAAUAGAGUUGGAUACCCCAGAAUAUCCUACGUACACGCCCUAUGAGUUAGAAGAGUUUUUAGGCAAUUUUGGAGGUGAAGAUGGGGAAACUUUUAAUAAUGAUACAAACCAGAGCGAGGCAUGUGAUUCACAAGUUCCCAUAUCCGUGGAACCCACAAGUGAUUUCAUUGAAAAGUUCACAAAUAUGCCUUUUGGUUGCAGUCCGGAUGAGCACUCCACCAUCAAACCUUAUUGCUAUAGUGAGAAGGAAAGCAAUGGUGGAGCAUUUGAAGUGAAUAUGAACGAUUGGAAUGAUGAUCUUGAUUUGGUUAAUUAUGCAAUGCAAUAAUUAAUGUAGAAGCAAAGUUCUUAUU
Manihot esculenta (cassava) is the source of this 1619-nucleotide messenger RNA. RefSeq names its product transcription factor MYB122. The coding region runs from base 266 to 1594 and encodes 442 amino acids. The transcript is spliced from 3 exons. NCBI's taxonomy places the organism in Eukaryota, Viridiplantae, Streptophyta, Magnoliopsida, Malpighiales, Euphorbiaceae. The record is from RefSeq and is a predicted model, not a curated record.